Messenger RNA from Callorhinus ursinus (northern fur seal), 4193 nucleotides. RefSeq names its product R3H domain containing 1 (gene R3HDM1). Lineage: Eukaryota; Metazoa; Chordata; Mammalia; Carnivora; Otariidae. The record is from RefSeq and is a predicted model, not a curated record. Gene Ontology annotation, molecular function: nucleic acid binding.
UUUGCCAGCCGCGGCUGCCGCUGGAGCCGGUGUCCGGGCUGGUGAUGGGGUUAAUUCCCUUUCGUAAGACUCUUACUUGCACCCACCCAGCCCCGCCGUCGCCCCGCCGCGCCGCGCUCCAACCGCCUCCUCCUCCUCAGUAACGCGGGCCACUGAAAGGUAUGAUAUAUUUGAUCCACAACAGUCCUCAGCCCAGGAACCUACAGUGGUGACAAGGACAUGGGACUCCUCCUGCCAGAUUCCAGAUGGUUCAAUACACUUGACAUCCUGGCUGACAACUGCGAAAAAGAACCUUGGAUUACUUUAUUUUAUUUUUGUGGGACACCACAAUCCCAGUUCCAUAGGAUACGUCAGGCUUCAAGUUCCCUGUAGAAUUCUAAAAUAACCUUUGCUGAUGAGGAUGUCUGAUACUGUUACUGUAAAAAAUGAAACUGAAACAAUGAAGGAUUUGGAGGCAGAAGUGAAAGAUACAACCAGAGUUGAAAAUCUUAUCAAAUCAGAAAACUAUGGGAAGAUUUUGGCAGAGAAGAAUGAACGUUGUAUUGACAACCAUAUUGAUUUGCAGCGGCCAUUGCAGUCAUUUGGACAGACAGGAAAAAGGUCUAAGUCAAGCUCAAAGUUAAAGCUAGUUCGGAGCCUUGCAGUGUGUGAAGAAUCUCCACCACCCCCUACAGCAGAGAUAUCACAGGAGAACCAGGAGAAAAUUCAGAUCCAGUUAACGCAAUCAUUUGAAAAAGAGGAGAAGCCCUCAAAAGAUGAAGCAGAAAAAGAAAAAGCCAGUGAUAAGUUGCCCAGAAAAAUGUUAUCAAGAGAUUCCAGUCAAGAAUACACUGAUUCAACUGGCAUAGAUCUACAUGAAUUUUUAGUAAAUACAUUAAAAAACAAUCCCAGGGACAGAAUGAUGCUGUUGAAAUUGGAACAAGAAAUUUUAGAUUUCAUUGGUAAUAAUGAGUCUCCACGUAAAAAAUUUCCCCCAAUGACAUCUUACCAUAGGAUGCUAUUACACAGAGUAGCUGCUUACUUUGGAUUAGACCACAAUGUUGAUCAGAGUGGGAAGUCUGUCAUAGUAAACAAAACUAGUAAUACAAGAAUACCUGAUCAGAAAUUCAAUGAACAUAUUAAGGAUGAUAAAGGUGAAGAUUUUCAGAAACGAUAUAUCCUCAAGAGAGAUAACUCCAGCUUUGACAAAGAUGAUAACCAGAUGAGAAUACGUUUGAAAGAUGACAGAAGAAGCAAAUCUAUAGAAGAAAGGGAAGAAGAGUACCAGAGAGCUAGAGACCGAAUAUUUUCCCAAGAUUCCCUGUGUUCCCAAGAGAAUUAUAUUAUUGACAAAAGAAUCCAAGAUGAGGAUGCUAGUAGUACCCAGCAGAGGCGUCAGAUAUUUAGAGUUAAUAAAGAUGCUUCGGGGAGGUCAACAAAUAGCCAUCAAAGCAGCACUGAGAAUGAGCUGAAGUAUUCUGAACCACGACCCUGGAGCAGCACGGAUUCUGACAGUUCUCUCCGAAACUUCAAGCCUGCUGUAACUAAAGCCAGCAGCUUCAGUGGAAUCUCAGUCCUGACAAGAGGUGAUAGUUCUGGGAGCAGCAAAAGCAUAGGCAGGCUUUCAAAAACAGGUUCUGAGUCUUCUGGUAGUGUAGGGUCAUCUACGGGCUCUCUUUCUCACAUCCAGCAGCCUCUUCCAGGUACAGCUCUCAGCCAGUCUUCUCAUGGCGCACCUGUCGUCUAUCCAACUGUCAGCACUCAUAGCUCUCUUUCCUUUGAUGGUGGCCUAAAUGGGCAAGUCGCAUCUCCUAGCACUAGCUUCUUUUUGCUUCCCUUGGAAGCGGCAGGCAUACCACCUGGCAGUAUUCUGAUCAACCCACAAACAGGUCAGCCCUUCAUAAACCCAGAUGGAAGUCCAGUUGUGUAUAAUCCUCCUAUGACUCAACAACCAGUUAGAACCCAAGUGCCUGGACCUCCACAGCCACCUUUGCCACCUCCACCACCUCAACAACAAGCAGCUAAUCACAUUUUCUCACAGCCGGACAACCUUGGGUCUCAGUUUAGCCACAUGAGUCUUGCCCGCCAGCCAUCUGCAGAUGGUUCUGACCCUCAUGCCACCAUGUUCCAGUCCACUGUUGUUCUUCAGUCCCCACAGCAGUCUGGUUAUAUCAUGACGGCAGCCCCUCCACCACCACCACCACCGCCGCCGCCACCUCCCCCUCCUCCCCUGCCACCCGGGCAGCCAGUCCCUACUGCUGGCUAUUCUGCCUCUGGCCAUCCUGUCAGCCAGCCUGUGCUGCAGCAGCAGGGAUAUAUUCAGCCCUCACCACAGAUGCCAGCCUGUUACUGUGCUCCAGGCCACUAUCACUCCAGUCAACCUCAGUACCGUCCAGUCCCUUCUGUCCAUUACAAUUCACAUCUAAACCAACCACUGCCACAGCCUACACAGCAGACAGGUUAUCAAGUUAUACCCAACCACCAGCAAAACUACCAAGCACUAGUUGGAGUUCAGCAGCCCCAGAGUCAGAGCCUAGUUGGUGGCCAACCCAACAGCAUUGGAAAUCAGAUCCAAGGAGUAGUCAUCCCAUAUCCUUCAGUGCCAUCAUACCAGGUUUCACUGCCUCAAAGUUCUCAAGGAAUUGCCCAUCAGACUUAUCAACAGCCUGUUAUGUUCCCUAAUCAGUCUAAUCAAGGAUCUAUGCCCACAACAGGAAUGCCAGUUUACUAUAGUGUCAUUCCGCCUGGCCAACAAAAUAAUUUAAGCUCAUCAGUAGGUUACUUGCCACAUCCGGGAUCAGAACAAGUACAGUUUCCUCGAACUACUUCACCAGGCAAUUCCCAGCAGCUUCAAAGCCACCAGUGUGCAGCUGUGCCACCUCCGCCCCCUGCUGGAGGAAUGGUGAUGAUGCAGCUCAAUGUACCAAACAAUCCACAAUCUCGUGCCCACUCACCCCCACAAUGGAAACAAAACAAAUAUUACUGUGAUCACCAGAGAGGGCAGAAGUGUGUGGAAUUUAGCAAUGUAGACAAUAUUGUUCAGCACAGCCCUCAACUCAGUAGUCCCAUUAUUUCACCAGCUCAGUCGCCAGCACCAGCUCAGCUGACCACCCUCAAAACUGUCCGUCCCCCUGGACCACCCCUUUCCAUCAUACCUCAGUUUUCUAGACCUUUUGUUCCAGGGCAAGGAGAUGCCAGAUAUCCAUUACUUGGCCAGCCUUUGCAGUACAACCCUCCUGCUGUUCUGCACGGACACAUUCCAACCCAACAGGGUCAAUCUGGCAACAGGCAUGGAAACCGAGGAAGGAAACAAGCUAAAAAAGCUGCAUCCACUGACCUUGGUGCGGGAGAAGCAGUUGUUGGGAAGGUCUUGGAAAUUACCGAACUGCCAGAUGGAAUAACUCGCAUGGAAGCUGAGAAGCUUUUUGGGGAACUCUUUAAAAUUGGUGCCAAGAUCCGGUGGCUCCGGGACCCUCAAUCCCAGCCCCAGCUGCGUCGUCACCCCCUCUGCUGUGGCAGCGGGGACAACACUGUCAGCCCUGAACGCUCUAAACCCAGUGACUUGGCCUCCACAUAUACAGUCUUAGCCACAUUCCCCUCCAUUUCAGCUGCACAGAAUGCAUUGAAGAAACAAAUUAACUCGGUUAACAAGUUUAAGCUGAGAACGAGCAAGAAGCACUAUGACUUUCACAUUCUGGAAAGGGCAAGUUCUCAGUAACAGAGCCACCUUGGACCCUUGGCCUUUAUGAUUCCCCUGUCCUCACCCAUCUUUAAUUGGCUUGGUAUUUGGAGCUUCUGUUAACAUGAUAGAGACUCCUAGGACGUGUGGUCAUGGCGUUAUAGCUUUUGAAGACAGGCCAGUGAUCCAGCAAAGGGGGAAAAUUACACAUUUCACCCCAAAUGACUAUAGGAAUCCACAUCGGAAUGAUACAGAGUUAGCAGCUUUUUCUGAGGAAAUGCUGUUCAAAUGCCUCCUAACUUUUAUAGUUAUUUUGUUUUAUAUUUCUGAAUUCUUGUAUCAGAUCCAAAGCUCUAUUGUACAGCAAAUUAUUCUUCAAAAUGAUUACAACCAGUUGCAACCUGUAUUUCUUUUUUGCAGCCAGCACAAUGUGAACCAACAUAGAAUUUGGGGGGGCAAAGAAUGCAGGAGUGGAAUAACCAAGUCAGAACCAUGUACUAUCUUUUUGGGGGGCUGGAGGGUACCUAAGGAGAGC